UCUCCCUUACCACCUCUUCCGGCCUCCUCGGUCAAACCGCCUUUCUCUCUCCUACUCUUCUCCCCCUCCCUCUCCGGCUCUCCCUCUCCCUCUCUAAAAAAAAAGUAGCGCCCGGAGAACCGAGAGGCUGCAGAAAGAGAGGCGGAAAGAGGCAGCAAAAUCUCACUUUGUUGAGAAUUCUUUCCUCUGUUCUUUUAGUGUUCUUGGUUGGUGGAAUGGAAGCUCGGCAUCCCCAUUUGUGCCCCCGAGAUCUUCGUCGUUCCCCUCGUGUGUAGCCUUUUGGAAGGUACUCCAGUCCGCCCACCCUGCUGCUGCUUCGCUUUUGGGGAGAGAAGAGGAAGCAAAUCAUUUUGUUUCGGAGACGUUGUCCACCACAGUUCAGUUGAGAUAGAUUACUGACAAGCAUGGCCGGCACUGGCAACCAUGGAUCCCUCAUGGAGGAAUGGUUGCCGCCCCCCACACCAAGCCCAAGAACACUCAUGUCAAGCUUCCUGAAUGAAGAAUUCAGCUCUGGUCCAUUCUCUAAUCUUUUCAGUGAACAUGGCACCAACAAGCCUCAUGAUCAAUGCGAAAAGAGCAGAGAACUUGUGAGUUUGAGCGAGGAGGUGCCUGCUCAAGCUGUCAAAGACAGAUUUCAAAAGGGUUUUUCCCUGGAGCCAAAUUUGUUCAGUGCUACUCAGAAAUCAAACUCACAUGGUGGUUUGGCGGAGCGCAGGGCUGCAAGAGCAGGUUUCAGUGUUCCAAAAAUUGAUACUUCUCGAGUUGGUUCAUCUGCAGUUAUUCGGUCACCCGUGUCAAUUCCACCUGGUCUUAGUCCAACUACACUUCUUGAGUCACCUGUUUUUCUUUACAAUAAGAUGGCACAGCCUUCUCCAACUACUGGCACAUUGCCAUUUUUGAUGGCAACGAGUGAUAAGUCAACAAUAUCACCAGCUGCUAAGAUAACUGAAGAUUCUACAUUUGAUAAUGAUGUUUUUUCUUUCCAACCACACUUGGGUUCUAAACAACCAAGCUUCUCUACCGCAGAAAAGAACUACGGUACUUAUCAUCAAAACCAGUCCUUGUCGAAUAUUCAUCAGCAGGAAUCCAGUCUUCAGUCAAGCUUUCCUGCAGUUAAGGAUAACACUAAUGCAACAAUUGUUAAAGCGAAGGCAUCUGACUCCAUGUUUGACAAUAGUCACUAUUCAGCUGACCGAAAGCAAGAUGAUGGGACAAACCAAAAUGUGCAAGGCGAAGGUGUUGAGGCUAGAACAGCUGCUUGUGUUCCUGUAUCAACUCAUGGUGAUGCAUCUCUAAUGGGCUCUCAAGAUGCAGUUGAUGUCUCAUCAACGCUGUCUAACGAGGAGGAUGAGAGGGCAACACAUGGCACCGUUUCUUUAGAAUGUGAGGGUGAUGAGGAUGAGACUGAAUCUAAAAGAAGGAAGCUGGAUGCUUUAGGGACUUCUACUAUUACUACUGCUGUUGCCACCAGUACCAUCGACAUGGGAGCUGCAGCCUCUAGAGCUGUCCGGGAGCCUAGGGUGGUUGUUCAGACCACAAGCGAGGUUGACAUCCUUGACGAUGGGUAUCGGUGGCGCAAGUAUGGUCAGAAGGUCGUUAAAGGCAAUCCGAAUCCAAGGAGCUACUACAAAUGUACGCACCCUGGCUGUUCAGUGCGCAAGCAUGUGGAAAGAGCAUCCCAUGAUCUGAAAUCAGUCAUCACAACAUAUGAGGGAAAGCACAACCAUGAAGUUCCGGCAGCCAAAAACAGCGGGCAAGCCGGUUCUAGUUCUGCCGGCACUACAUCUGCCUCACAAGGUAGUAGCUCUCACCGUAGUCAUGAACCAGCACAAGCCAGCUUUGCUCAUUUUGGUGCUAGCCCUCCUUUUGGUUCCUUUGGCCAUUUGGGACCAGCAACGGGCAGUUUCCGCUUCGGGAUGGUUCCACCGGGCAUGGCGAUUCCGAUGCCCUCUCUAGGAUCUCUUGCUCCAACAAAGAUGGUUGGAAAUUCACCAGCUAUGCAGGGGUACCCAGGCCUCAUGAUGCCAGCAGAACCGAAGGCAGAACCAGUGUCGCAACCGGGCUUCCCAACAGCAAAUGCAGCCCCAUCAGCUUACCAACAGAUGAUGAGCAGGCCUCUUUGGUCAUCAGAUGUAAAUAAUAGGAAAGAGGAAAAGGGAUAGAUUUGCUUCAGCUUGUAUACAUGAUAGUGACGCUGCAACAUUGCUUUGUUCUAGUUUUUUCCCCAUCCUGGUGCGCAUUUCUUUCAAGCAAAGAAUGCUGAGGAUAGUAUCUUAUGGGUCAUGUAAUCGUCGAUGGAAAUUGGAAAUGAAUCAAUCAAAACUUCUGGUUGUGAA
Panicum hallii is the source of this 2336-nucleotide messenger RNA. RefSeq names its product probable WRKY transcription factor 2. Lineage: Eukaryota; Viridiplantae; Streptophyta; Magnoliopsida; Poales; Poaceae. The record is from RefSeq and is a predicted model, not a curated record. Gene Ontology annotation, biological process: regulation of DNA-templated transcription. Gene Ontology annotation, molecular function: sequence-specific DNA binding; DNA-binding transcription factor activity.